Molecule: messenger RNA, 1956 nt
Organism: Ostrea edulis (European flat oyster)
Lineage: Eukaryota; Metazoa; Mollusca; Bivalvia; Ostreida; Ostreidae
Product: homeobox protein Dlx6a-like
Exons: 4
Coding region: 273-1229 (318 amino acids)
Biological process (GO): embryo development; regulation of transcription by RNA polymerase II; cell differentiation
Molecular function (GO): DNA-binding transcription factor activity, RNA polymerase II-specific; RNA polymerase II cis-regulatory region sequence-specific DNA binding
Source: RefSeq, a predicted model, not a curated record
CAAACGAAAUCGGCAGGUAGAGGAAGAAAAUUUCACGGUGCGCUGUGUCAAAGAAGACCGCCGGAUUCUGUAGAAAGAUCUGUGAAAAACGUAGAAAACAGUUCUUUCGUCAGCAUUGCUUUGAUUUGUGGUACGCUGGAUGCAGGAUAUCGUGUAUGGCGGACAAGAUAUGUCAAUUAUGCUACUUUUUCUCUGGAAAUAUGUCAGGUGUGAGUCCCAACAUUGGACUUAAUUUGGUGGAGUACAGUUUGUGAUACUAACAAGGACAAGUCAUGAUUAAUGUGGGUAAUGUUGACGGCCAUGGCCUGGACCAAGAAAUGUCCAGCAAAUCGGCUUUCAUGGAACUUCAGCAGCAGGGCAUGGGGAUGGGGCACCCGGCAUACCCCAUCCGCUCAACAUACCAGCCCCAUCACCACCCAUCCCAGCACGGGGACAACGUAUUCACCAACCCACAGGCCCGGCCGCCGCUGGGGUACCCCUUUCAUAUGAAUCCGAUGUCACCCUCUUCCUACAAUCCUCCGACUGGACAUCCGUUCUCCAUGCCGCCUUACCAGAGUCCUUCUCCAACACGAGAUGAAAAAACUCAAAUGGAGGAGCUGAGGAUUAACGGGAAAGGCAAAAAGAUGAGGAAACCGCGAACCAUAUAUUCCAGCCUUCAGCUGCAGCAGCUCAACAGGCGCUUCCAGCGAACGCAAUACUUGGCGCUACCAGAGCGGGCGGAACUGGCUGCUUCUCUUGGGCUCACCCAGACACAGGUUAAAAUCUGGUUCCAGAAUCGCCGCUCAAAAGCCAAGAAGAUGAUAAAACAGGGCGGGAAUCCUAUGCAGACAGGUGGUCAGCAGACCCCUACACCGGUGACGUCGCCAACUCAAGGCCAGCAACCCAUGCAACCGCAGUCACCUUCUCAACAACACUCCCCACCGACGCCCUCUGCACAUAGUCAUAAUGCGCAUGUGCACCAUCCUCCUAAUGGACUAAAAAUGGAAGCUCCGGAACAAAGUCAACACAACGCCAUGAUAUCCCCGGCUUCCUCCGUUAGUCCCGAACACGAACCUCAAUGGACCGAUCACACCGUCAACAGCUAUACCUCAUCCCAGUCCUACAUGCCAAUGUCCAGCAUGCCGCCGAUGACGUCAGUGAUGGGUUCUGGCAUGCCACCUAUGUCUCAUUACCAUUCAGCCUGGUAUUCCACUCAGCCAAUGAUGAAUCAACAAUCCUGUCUCACUUGAACUUGGUAGUAUUAGCUCUUUACAACUAACAAUCUAACCUCGGCACAUUCCGGUAGUGCUCGGGAAUUCUCGGGGAGACCCCUCUGCUUGUGAUAUUCCCUAAAUGUGUUGUAAACAUAAUGUUGACGCGGUUAAAUGCUUGUGGACUGCAUGCCCACUUUACGAAAGUGUUUGCAACAUUUGAAUUCCGCGCCGUAUGACUGUUCAUUCGCUCGCGUGACAGUGCAGCCUCGUCCCUGACUGUUGGACAGGCCAGAUUCAAACUCCGGUCUUAACAGAUCUUGUUUUCAUUAAUUUAUGUUUGAAAUCCAUAUUUGUAUAUAUCGCCAGUGAAAAUUGAAAAGGAACAUGCAAUAUGAAAGGAGGAUAAAGAAAUUAAGUUUUUGUUGGGUAGAUAUUUAAAUCCUGCAUUCGAUUGCGCAUGCAUCUCAUUGUAUCUCAUGUACUUCUAAAUCUCCUAAUAAUAUUGUUCUGUACGUUUCUUUUCAUAUGGCGUAAGUUAUAAUUUUGUUGUUCAAUGUCAUAUAUUUUUUAGCGUUAUAUUGUCAUGUGUAUAAAUUUUCCUUGUUUUUAGUGAAAAUUUUUACUUAUUUUUCUCAAUCUGAUGUUCACUGUCACGACUUAACAUUAACAUGUUGAAUGUAAAAAGAUUUUAUCUUACGUAAUGUGCAUGUAUACGCGCGGUAAAACCGUGAUUGAAUUAAUAAAGCAAUUUUAAAAGUCAAAA